UCGCUUCAUAAUACAAUAACAUAAUAAAAGUUGAUCCAAAACAACUUAAAAAAAAUUAUUUAUCAAAAUUAUGAGCGGUCGAAGAAGUAGUUCUCGCCUUGCAAACAAAAAUCGUAUUGAUUAUAAAGAGGAGAAACAAUCAUUCAUAAAUAUGAACUUGGAUCAAGUAAAAAUUUCUUCUGACAAAGAAAUUGUUCAAAACGUAAAAGACAUUCAGGAACCUUCUAUGAAAAAUGAUCUCGAUCCUCUUGUUAUAAUAAAUGACGAAAAACCACCACAAAGAUUUGAACGUAUAACAAAAGUAAAUAAGGCUAUAUUUCGACAGACUUCUAAGACUUUAUCAGAUCUCAAGUUUGCUAUUGAAUCUACCAAAUCUGCGGUCUAUUCUUUUGAAUCAUGUUUAAAGGGCAAAAAUAAGAGUUUAUUUGACGAUGACGCGUCAAUAAUUAAUAACAACGAUGAAAAUGAAAUGGAUGUUGACGAAAUUGAUGUAAUUAAUGAUGUUAAUGAUAAUAGCUCUGUUAUUGAAGAUGAUGAUUCACUUACUGUACAUAAUAUGAAUAAUUCAUUAAAAAUAACUGAAGAUAUUGAGGAUUCGGAACUUGUCAAAAAUGUUAUCAGUGAUCAGGAGAAUCAACCAUUGGAACAAGAUAUUCGAUUACAAAAACAGGAUUUAAUGGAAGUUGAUUAUCAACAGCCAAUACAACAAUUCACUCUCAUGCUUUCUGAUGAUUUAAAAGAAGCUUUUAAACCUGAUCUACCUAUUUCAAUAUCUCUAAAAGACACUGAUAUAAUUGUGUAUGAUCCCGCUGAUCCUGAUUUUAAUAAUGAUGAUUCAAUUGUAACUCUUAUUGAACAUAAGCAAAAUAUGACUACUAGAAGGAAAAUAAGGCUUAAUAAUAAUAGAUUAUACGUUUUCAACAAUUCAAGUUAUUAAAGAACAAGAUACAUCUACUUCACAUGUCGUUUGCAUUGAUGAUAAAGAUGACAAUUUAAAAAAUCAAGUUAAUGAAAAACAAGAGACACCUGCCGAUAAUCACGAACGACAAGAACAACAAGAUGACAAUAUGAUGGGCUUUAAUGAAUCUAAAGUUCAAGAUCAAAGCGUUACUAAAGAUGAAUCUGAAGUUUGUAAGGAUGAUAAGGAUAUUAAAAACUCAACAC
Molecule: messenger RNA, 1164 nt
Organism: Rhizophagus irregularis DAOM 181602=DAOM 197198
Lineage: Eukaryota; Fungi; Glomeromycota; Glomeromycetes; Glomerales; Glomeraceae
Source: RefSeq, a predicted model, not a curated record